GCCUAAGGACGCUUCAGCCGCAUAGGAAGCGUCGAGAAAGUUUAGUUCUUUAAAUGAAUCCUUGGUCCCGUUGUUUUAGUUCUUUAAGUUCCUCCUGUCGUGGUUGUCGGAGAAAACAGCUAUAAAAGGGAAUGUGCGCAAGAAAUGAGCGAAAUUAAGCAAUGUGCUUAACUUCAAACUGUUGUUAUAUAAUUGAUGGUUUGAUUCAGUGACCAAAUACUGCAACACCAAACAACGAAUUUAAGGAUUUCAUGUCCUUCUUUCAACCGAAAUCUAACAGCUGGCCUUGAGAAACUUUGUCAGGAUUUUUGUAUUGGAUUUUUGUAUUGGAAUUCAACAUGAGUUGCAUCAACUUUUUGAAACUUCUGCUUCGUUCACGGAAGGACGAUCUAACGGGAGAUGACACGAUUUUCAACCGGUGUUUGACAGUACUGGAUGUGAUUCUAUUAGGAAUGGGAUCCAUGCUUGGGCCAGGUCUGUACGUAGCCACAGGACAAAUCGCUCGAGAUACAGCAGGACCAGCCAUUGUCAUUUCUCUUAUGAUCGCGGCGUUCCCGGCGAUUUUGUCUUCGCUCUGUUAUGCCGAAUUUGCCGCUCGCGUCUCGAAAACAGGAUCCUCGUAUGUUUAUACAUACCUUGCUCUGGGAGAGAUAUGGGCUUUUAUAAUCGGUUGGAAUCUAAUUUUAGAAAACGUCCUUGCAAGCGCUCUGCUGGCAAAUGAAUUCAGCAAAUUUCUAAACUCCAUUAGCGGGAAAAAAAUUUCAAAAUUCAUGACUGAAAACGUUGCUCAGUGGAGCGUGGCAGGAUUUCAACCAUAUCCAGAUUUCAUAGCUUUUUUAGUCGUUAUUGUAUUCACCGUCGUAGCUGCUACAGGGCCGCGAAAACCAGCCCUUUUCAUGCGAUUUGCGACUAUGAUCAAUUUGCUGGUGGUCCUAUUUAUUGUACUCUCAGGAUUUUACUUCAUGGACACUACCAAUUGGGAGACACUUGACAAAUUCGCACCUUUUGGCUUCGAUGGAAUCAUGGCUGGUGCGUCUAUUUCCUACUUUGCUUUUCUUGGUUUUGAUAUCAUCAAUUCUGCCAGCGAAGAGACUGACAAUCCACUAAGAGUUGUUCCGUUUGCCAACUCUGUUAGCACGUAUAUUGGGGUUUUCAUAUACCUCAUCACUGCAGCAGUUCUGACGUUAAUCAUUCCCUACAAUAAACUUAGUUUCAACAGCCCUCUAACAGAGGCAUUUGGUUACACAGGUUCCGAAGUUGGAAAAUACUUUGUUGCUAUCGGAGGAUUCUUCGGAAUGACAACCGCUCUGCUCACUUUUAAUUAUGCAGGAACUCGUCUUAUUUACGCCAUGGCCAAUGACGGACUUUUGUUUCAAAGUUUAGCAAAGGUUAGUGACAGAACUCGAGUUCCAAUUAGAGCUGGAUUAAUUUUCGGCUUCAGUGCAGCAGUAAUAGCACUCUUCCUAAACCUAAACGACUUAGUUGAGAUGAUGUCUAUUGGAACACUCAUGGCGUACACCGCUGUGUCCUUGGCUGUCCUUCUAGAGCGAUACCGACCGAUGUCUUGGUCAGAAUUUCCAACAAACGGAGAAGAUUACGACACGAAUGACGACGAACCCUCUUCUUGCUGUGGGAAGCUUCGCGAGGGAAUGAAGAAACAAAUCUCAGCUGCGCGAGAGAUCAAAACCAAAUUGAGUGCCAAAUUUGGUGACAAACCCACCAAGGACACUCAUCGAGUUGCUGGAAUUGCUGCGGCGUGCCUCGUAUUUGCGGGUUAUGGGUUCUCUUUGACCGUCUCUCCAGCAAGCGGCUUGCCUCAUGUGGCCGAGAAGAAUCCUAUUAUCAUAUUCGCCUCUUGCCUAAUGGCCUCUGUCGUCAUCUUCGCCUUGGCAGUAUUGUUCUUGUUACCAACAGAGGAGUUUAGGAUUGCUCAUGCAGUGCAAUGUACUCCGUUCGUUCCUCUGACCAGUAUCUUGACCAAUAUUUACUUACUGACUAAUUUGUCCCGUUGGACCUGGGCUCGAGUAGCUACCUGGAUGUUUAUUGGUAUGGCUAUUUACUUCAUGUAUGGCAUUCACAAUAGCAAAGUAGAUUUCACAAAAUAUGAUGUUUCACGUGAUUUUCUGGACCGGCUUAUUCCGUCAGCACGUGACGAACACGUCCGCACCUGGACACCAAGCAGUGAAGAAGGACCCAUGUCACCCAGUAGUGACAGUGAAAACGAUGAAGGGUUUCAGUCCAACUUAAUGACAAGUGAAGAUGAGUCUCCUAAGCACGCAGUUCUUCACAAAGAAAAGAAUAAGGCCACAAAUACAGCAACCGGACCAGCUGAACGAUACCGUUAAGACGCCUCUUCUUUUUGACACUUAAAUGACCUUUUGCUUCUCUUCUCGCCAUGGAUACGUCAUCGGUACAUUUACAUUGAAUUUACAUAUUCAUCAUCAGAACAAACUUGUAGAUAAUAUUAGAGAAGGUGAAUUUUCUUAGAGCAGACUUUUCUUUUCACUCUUUUCCUCGACAAGUGUGUUCGUCAAGAGCAAAUUUGACUAAAAAGGCUACAAGUAUAUCAGUUUGAGCUGAAGAGGACUUGUGCGCACUGUAAAAUAGGUUAAACUUUUCCAAGAAAGAAAAGUCGAGGAAAAUAUGCCUGGGUCAAUUUUGGCUUAAUACAAAACCUGACUGAGGGAUCAUGCAAUCGGAUAACUGCACCUUCAAAAAUGCAGCUGGACUUUUUCAAAUCUCUACGUUUGUAAUAUGCGCCACUUUAUCCAAUCUUCCUCGAGGUGAUACAUUAGCUCCUUAAUGUUUGUAGAUUUUAACAUAAUUAUUUGCAAGUUCGCUAGUAUCACGUAAAUCCAUCUAUGAAAACAAACAGAGAAAUCGGGAAAGCCUUUUUUUAUCGCCCUUUUGAGAAGGAGCGAAUCAAAUAUUUUGGAAUUAUUGAAACAAUUCAUAUUUUAUUUUCCAUACGAGUGUUAACUUACAAAAAAAAGCUAAGUUGUUAUUUAUAUAAAACCUUCCACUUUCGAGAAUGACGCAACCAAACUGUUAUUUCUACAAUCUUUCAAGUAUGUUACAUAUUUAAAAUUGGAGAUAUUUUUGACGACUAUUUCUCAAUUCUCACCACAUGCUUGACAUGUCAGUGAUACUGCAUGGAGAAUUACCAUGUUGAUCACUUCAUGAUUCAUAAUGUUGAGAAUGCAAUUAUUUAAGUCUUUGAAAAUAAAAUGUGUUCUGUGCGAUAGA
Molecule: messenger RNA, 3246 nt
Organism: Pocillopora verrucosa
Lineage: Eukaryota; Metazoa; Cnidaria; Anthozoa; Scleractinia; Pocilloporidae
Product: high affinity cationic amino acid transporter 1
Biological process (GO): amino acid transport; transmembrane transport
Cellular component (GO): plasma membrane
Molecular function (GO): amino acid transmembrane transporter activity
Source: RefSeq, a predicted model, not a curated record